Molecule: messenger RNA, 3850 nt
Organism: Pseudoliparis swirei
Lineage: Eukaryota; Metazoa; Chordata; Actinopteri; Perciformes; Liparidae
Product: neuronal acetylcholine receptor subunit alpha-9-II
Exons: 5
Coding region: 2046-3686 (546 amino acids)
Biological process (GO): regulation of membrane potential; signal transduction; monoatomic ion transmembrane transport
Cellular component (GO): postsynaptic membrane; synapse; neuron projection
Molecular function (GO): acetylcholine-gated monoatomic cation-selective channel activity; transmembrane signaling receptor activity
Source: RefSeq, a predicted model, not a curated record
UUGUACAGUGUGCUUCUUGUCAGUGUAACCCCAGUCACCACAUUGAUAAAUAUCAAACACUUUUAUGCUCUUUGAUGUUCAGGAUCCAACACGAUGUGAAUAUGCUUGUUUGGCUGUUCACAGAACAUAAAGUAGGUUGAGCCCCAAUAUUUACAAGACCAACAGAAAUUGAUCCAACAGGGAAUUACGUUGCUCGUGAAAAUGGAGCAAGCAAACCAAUUUAUAUGAUGAAUGUGCACUGGGGAAUGUACUGUGUGCCUUUCUGUACGUUUGGACUUGUACAGUCGUAUUGCACUGCAGUCUUGUAUUUCUGGUUGAGCAAGCUUAAUUAUUUUAGUUCAUUUGGAGCAUCAAUAGGGAAGUGAAACAGGCAUUAUCAUAAUGUUCAGACCACCUUGCUUAAAGUGAGGCGUGCUGAGAAUGAGCACAAUAACAGAUGGCCUGCCUGGUGGCGUGCUGUUCCAUGCUGAACCGCUCCAAGAAUAUCUGGCAAUAAUCUGAAUGCAAACAGGAGAAUGCCUGCUAUUAAUGUGUUUGUUUAUUAUUCAACAGCAGUAUGAAGGUUAGAUCCAUCAAAGGACCUCAGGGACAAUAUUACAGCGGAUUUAACUACAGCACAAAAGCUCAUUUUGUAUCCUUCCCCUGGAUGCUGGCAUAUCUCCCCAACCACUUUGAGCCCUGAAGUAAAGAUCACGCUUCCUGUCUCAUCUAAUGGCACUGAGAAAAUCACUGCGAUUUAAAAAGCACACCAAAUGCAAAACCUGUUGCAUUGUUAGUGUUGGCAGUUUCGUAAGACUGAUUUCAUCACAGCACACCUUUAGUGAACUGUCCCAGCCACAACUACACAGUUUGAUGUUUGCAGAUUAGAACAUAAAAUGAGUAUUAUUGAUGUACUGACCUUUACUUCCUAUCGGGCAUCUUCAACUAAAAAAUAUAUUUUCAACUUUUAAUGCUUAAAACUAAGAUAACUCGUCCACAUCCAAAGAACCCGCCAUAAUAUUAAUCAAGCACCACUUGAUUGCUUGACUGUUUCCCCCGCCUUUCCUCCUCCAUAAUGCCUUCUCGGGUUCGGCCUUAUGGUGAAGGAGCAGGCCAGCAGCUCACCUAGUUGCAGCCGUUUGAUUGACAGCUGCAUAGUCCAGUGUGUGUUGUGGCCAUGAAUCGUGGGCAUCCUGUUUCUCUCAGCCGGCUGCUGAUAUGUGAUAGCUGGAGUUUUAUUCCGCGCCUCAGGAAGCAGACAGACAUACUGCCUCCCCUGCCAAGCAGCGAGCGCCGGUCUGACCGCGAAGACGGCCCGAUGAAAUUGUGCCCUGCUAUCUGCAACUGAGUUCAACUGGGGUCGCACUUCCCUUUUUAUUCUUCUUGGAGGUGUUAAGAAAUGCUCAACAUGAUCCCAAUUAUUUGUCUGGUGAUGCUGCUUCCUGAAGGUCAGUCAGACGCUCCUGCUUGCAGAAAAAUGAUCUUGGUGUAAUAAUUAGUUUGAGGGAUUUUGCUGCUUUUGACUUGGAGACUAAAAAAAAAAAAAAGCACGUUGUGUGUCAAUUGUUAAAUGCAUUGAUGUGUGCGUAAUUACUCACACACCGCCGUGCCUUUUAAAAAUGAAUAACAGUUACAUUUACGCUGAAUUUUUCAUGUGGCUUUCAAACUAUUCAACCAAACAAUCUAAGAAGCUUAUGAAAGUAAUGACUCAUUUAAUUAUAAAUGCCUAAACCCCAUUUAAAACACAGUUUCCAAAAUGCUUGUGGGGCUUUCUCUUAAGGAUCCACUUAGGGGGAUUGAAAGGGCCCAACAAAAACAAAAUAUUAUUCGUAGUACACCACUUUAUCAUAACAAAAUAACGUAAAAGUAUAUAAUUUAUUGUCUAAACAUGGAUGGAAUUGAGAAAAGAGCAAUAAUUAAAAAUCACGUGUUUGGAUUAAUUAAAAGGCUCAAGUAGAACAGUGUGAAGGAAAGUACUGAUUAAACGAAGUGUUCUCCACCCAGAAGAACCAGUACAAAAUACUACAUUAAAAAGCACUUGGGUUGUUUUUGUUGAAAACUUGUGAAUGACUGAUGCCCACAUCUUUCCCCCUCCAGUGGCUCACUCGGCUCAGGGUCACUAUGCCCACAAGCUUCUGAAUGAUUUGAUGCAUAAUUAUUCCAGUGCUCUGCGGCCUGUAGAGGACACCGACAGAGCCCUCAACGUCACCUUACAGAUCACCCUCUCCCAGAUCAAAGACAUGGAUGCGAGGAACCAGGUUCUGAUAGCCUACCUGUGGAUCAGGCAGAUGUGGCAUGAUGCGUACCUGAAGUGGGAUAAAGAGGACUAUGAUGGUCUGGAGGUGAUCCACAUCCCCAGCAGCCUUGUGUGGAGGCCCGACAUCGUCCUUUAUAACAAAGCUGACGAUGACUCCUCAGGGCUGAUGGACACCAACGUGAGGCUGCGCUACAAUGGAGAGAUCACCUGGGACGCUCCUGCCAUCACCAAGAGCUCCUGUGUGGUGGACGUCUCCUACUUCCCCUUUGACAGCCAGCAAUGUAACCUGACUUUUGGUGCGUGGACCUACAAUGGCAACCAGGUAGACAUCAUUAUGGGCAUGGACAGUGGCGACCUGUCAGAUUUUGUGGAAAAUGUGGAGUGGGAGUGCCACGGGAUGCCGGCCACCAAGAACGUCAUCAUGUACGGCUGUUGCUCUGACCCGUACCCCGACAUCACCUAUACAGUGCUCCUGCAGCGCCGCUCCUCCUUCUACAUCUUCAACCUCCUCCUCCCCUGCUUCCUCAUCUCUUUCUUGGCUCCGCUGGGUUUCUACCUCCCCGCAGACUCUGGGGAAAAGGUUUCCCUUGGAGUGACCGUUCUUCUGGCUCUCACUGUGUUCCAGCUGAUGGUGGCAGAGAGCAUGCCUCCAUCCGAGAGUGUGCCUCUUAUAGGGAAGUACUAUAUUGCCACAAUGACGAUGGUCACAGCCUCCACAUCUCUCACCAUCUUCAUCAUGAACAUCCACUUCUGUGGUGCAGAGGCCAAACCAGUGCCCCACUGGGCAAAAGUCCUCAUCAUUGACUACAUGUCCAAAAUCUUUUUUGUUUAUGAGGUGGGUGAGAACUGCACCUCUGCCUCCUCCUCUUCUUCUUCAUCUUCUCACUUCCCCCAGGAAGACACACGUCACCAGCACCUCAACUCUCAUAUUCAUGCGAAUGGUAAACCAGGAGGCCACAGUAGCCGACAGGACCCGCAGGGUUUCAAAUACCCCAGACCUCCGACCCCCAAGCCAGAACACCAUCCCAGAGUCAAAGCCCAGCACCACAUCACCAGAGAAGAGAGGAGCGAACUCUCCAGUUUAGGGAAAUAUGAAGACGCAAAUGGGAAAAUCCCAACAGGGGACUGCUGCAAAGAAGACCAGAAGGUCCCCUGCUAUCCUGAACACCAAACACCUCCCUGUUGUCCUGAAGACAAAAAGCCUCCACCUGUAGGCCCCACAGUUACCUUUGACCCCUGUGUGUUCUGCAGUGGUUUCCCUGGUGUGGACACCGAGCUGGUGCACAAUGUUGAAUAUAUCACCAACUGUUUCCGAGAGCAGAGGGCCACAUGCGCCAAAGGGGCUGAAUGGAAGAAGAUCGCUAAAGUGUUGGACAGAUUCUUCAUGUGGAUCUUCUUCAUCAUGGUCUUCCUCAUGAGCAUCCUAAUGAUUGGCAAGGCACCGGGAUAGUGAAGACUUGUUGUUUUGGCUCAGUGAACUCUUUUUGGUCAAAUAAAAAAAGUCAAAGGGACUAUUACGUUUUUUUUAAUUAACAGGUAUGCUGUAAGUAUAUGAUAAUACCAGUAUAGAUUCCAGUGAUUUGAAAAUAAAUACAUAUGACCUUGUCCAUACAG